Ciona intestinalis (vase tunicate) is the source of this 1142-nucleotide messenger RNA. NCBI's taxonomy places the organism in Eukaryota, Metazoa, Chordata, Ascidiacea, Phlebobranchia, Cionidae. The record is from RefSeq and is a predicted model, not a curated record.
AUCCCAACCUACUGAGGAGACUCCGUUACAACCUGUGGCAGCUCCCAAAGUCACCGAGAAUGUUGUGACCGAAAACGGCGACAACGGAAGUGACGUCAAAGCUUCACUUAUGCAGAACGAGCAACCCACCCCUGCAAAUUCGCCGCUUGAUGGCGCAGCUGAGCCGAAAGACGUCAUCAAACCGGAUGACGUAGCCGUUGCCGUUGACAACCAAGCUUCGACUGUCGAAGAAACUCACGCAUGACGUCAUCAUCGCUGACGUCAUCAAUACAACUGCACUGUCAUGAUAGUGACGUUUUACUUUGUGUCUUUCAAAACAAAGCGCGGGAUUUCCCCAACUCGACACCCUUUAUUUCGUAACAAACGAGCGAUUAUGUUCCCAACAUUUUUCUUUUCGAUCACCGCGUGACGUCACGAAUAUGACGUUGUAAUUCACCACGUGACGUCAUAAUUCGGCGGAAACCACGGCCCGUUGCACGAGCUCAUGCAUUUCACACCAUGGUUGAUUAUUAUUACACAAUACCAAUUGUGACGUGCGUAUGAAUUCUACGUCAUAAUAUAAGCAAUAAUUUUUUGCUUCAACUACAAAAAGCAAUUAAAUAACUUUUUUAUUUUUACAAAAUCCGUAUUUUCACAAUUUAACUUUUCAUUUCAGUGCUGCCAAACACUCUUAAUGACUGCCAGAUUCUCCGACCGUGGUUGCUUUUGUGCAUCACUGCAAAAAGUAGUAUUUAUUACAGCGUUCAUUAUUAGUUGCCAAAAAUAGUUUUUUUUUGUUUCUAAACCGACGGUGUGAGUUCGAUUCCCUGUCAAGGGACUUAAGUUUUGAAUAUUUUGGUGCGGAUGUUAUUGGUAGAUGGGCUUUAUUUGACGUUUUUUUAUAUUCUUUACGUUCUUAUAGCAAACCUUACAAUUUGGGACCCGGUAUUGAGAAAUUGGGACCCAUGACGUCACACCAGUGGUCUCUUACGUCAUAAUGGUCAUUGUAAAUAAUUGUUCCUUUCCGACGAGUCUUGCAUGCAAUGUAACGGCGACCUGCUCAGCGAAUGGUUUACGUCAUAAUUACGUCAUUGCUGUUGUAUCGUAUACACCAAAGCGCAAAUUUUUUUCUUGGUCGUCGUCGAAUAAAUGAGUAAAUGUUA